Dermacentor andersoni is the source of this 2798-nucleotide messenger RNA. NCBI's taxonomy places the organism in Eukaryota, Metazoa, Arthropoda, Arachnida, Ixodida, Ixodidae. The record is from RefSeq and is a predicted model, not a curated record.
ACGACGACCAGUGACACCAAAUACCGAUAACAAUUCGCUGCUGUUUCUUUUAGUGUGACGACCUGGAGAAAGCAGCAGUACGCUUCGAAAGAUUUUUCGUAUUCCAGCAUCCAUGGACAUGAACGUUGGGAGAGUACAGAACUUCAUUUCAUACAUAUUCGAAUGGGGAUCUUGCUGGAUGGUGUUUACUACUUGGCUUACUAUCAUCAUCGCUGCUAUGCUGGCGAUUAACAGCUUUCGUGAGAAAAACGUAGGACAGAAGAAUAAGCUUACGGCGCCUGGCCCUGGGGGAGUGCCUAUUCUAGGCUAUCUUCCAUUCCUACGAAAGCCCUACCACACAGCCUUCAAGGAACUAAGCAAACAGUACGGACCCAUAAUAAAGAUUCGGCUUGGCUGCAAGGAUGUGCUGAUACUGAACGAUUUCGCAUCCAUCAAGGAGGGACUGUCAAAUCCAGAUGUGCUAUAUCGGCCCAAUGAUUUUAUAUUUCGUCACCUUGGAAUAGAAGGCAUCGCAUCUAUCAACGGAGAAUCAUGGCAAGUGAACAGGAGGUACUGCUUUCACGUGUUGAGAAACCUUGGCUUUGCAAGGAAGUCUAUGGAGAAGCAUAUCCAAGAAGAGGCGCAGUGCUUUAUAGCUGUGCUUGCAUCAGGCAAGCAGCAGCCCAUGUUGGUGGCCCAUGCGCUCGCUUCCAGCGUGGCUAACAACAUCUCAGCUCUGGUUUUCGGUGAACGCUACGAGCUGGGUGAUCCAAAAGGUCGCUACGUCGAGGGCAUGCUGAGCAAGUUGCUGCGCGAAGCACACUUCUUUUCCACCACAGAUUUUCUACCUGCACUUCGCUUUGUGGCUGCGCGGCUGCCAGGCACGCAGUUGUAUGCCAUGAAAUAUGUCCUGCAAGAGCUCGCGCAAUUUAUCAGAAAAGAAGUGCAGGAACGUGGAGCCACUAUGGAGGAACAUGCGGACAAGGAUUUCAUAGACGGAUACUUGAGGAAGAUUGAAGAAUACAAAGGGAAAGAUUCUCACUUUACUCUGUCAGCGCUCGUGGGCAGCACAGUCAACUUCUACAGCGCAGCUACGAACACUGUGCGAAGUGCUGUCCUGUGGAACCUCUACAUAGCGGCCAGUGACCCCGACGGCCAGCAAGCACGCGUGCAGCGCGAAAUCGACGCCGCGAUUGGACGCGAGGCGGCGCCCGCCUGGGAGGACAGGCGUCGCACGCCGUUCACUAUGGCGUGCAUUCUGGAGGCGCUCCGCUGGAGGACCACGGCGCCUCUCGGCGUGCAGAGGGCCGCAGGCCGCGACACGGAAAUCUGCGGGUACUACAUUACUGCUGGUACAAUGGUUGUUGCAAAUCUGUGGAGCCUUCAUAACGACCCCGUCCACUGGAGCGAGCCGCUCAAGUAUGACCCGACGCGAUUCCUCAACGCUGACGGCACCGAGGUGGAAGAAAAGCCAGCGGCGUUUCUUCCUUUUGGAGCGGGAAGGCGACAGUGUCCGGGGGAAACAUUGGCCCUGAUGGAGGUGUUCCUGUACGUGGCUACAACGCUUCAGAGGUUCAGGGUUCUUCCCGAAGAAGGCAAAACCAUCUCCCUCGCCACUGCGCCCGCGGUGAUCUCUGUCGUGAAUGAUAUGCAAGGACUGCGUUUUAUACCGCGAUGGAGGAACUAUAAUGUUUCAUGGACCUUCUUGUAUAUCGAGGAAGAGGCAGCCCAUUCUGAUAGCCAACCCACUCGCGGCCAGCGUGGCCAACAAAAUGUCAGCGCUGGUGCUUGGGUGCGGCAUGAACUGGACGAUGCCAAAAGCCCCUUCUUCGUAGGGCUGCUCAGCACGUUACUUCGCUGUGCAAACAUUUUCUGCGUCAUGGAUUUCCUGCCGAUGCUUCGCGCGCUAGCCUCUUACAUCCCAUACACGAGGGCGUGCAUCAUGAAUUAUGUCAUGGCGGAGCUCGUGAGGUGGACGUAGUGUUCUCAGACAGUUGUGCGAUAGACGCGUUUCGUGGCUAGAAAUAAACCUGUAGCUCGUGUGGCGAAAAGCGGUGACUUUAUUCUUUUAACGCGCAACACAGAAGUUGUUUGCUUGCUAGUUAUAAUAGAGUGAAAGCUGUCUAGACAUUUGUGCAAGUUUUCCGCAGCAGAUCGAUACCUACAAAGGUAUGGGCCCCUCCAUAUGGCCCGUCUGUAUUCAUGCGUACUUCUACUCAUUUGAGUAUUCAGUUUGGUUUCGUAUUUCAGCGUAGUUUUGGACUACGAAAAUGCAGCACGGUGGGUCUUGCUAGUCUGUGAAAAAAUAUUUGCUUUGGUCAGGGUUAUUGACUCUUUUCGGUUACCUAAGGAGACAUAUUUCUUCCCUUGCAUAUCAAUGGAAGCAUCUUAAGAGUCAAUUAGUGAAGUCGUCUAAACGCAAGUCUGAUUAAAUGGUAAAUGCUAACUAAUAAUUAUCAUAUGUGUUUCCAGUGGAAGGAACUGUUGGCAGAAUGCCCCGAAAAAUUAUAGCGAUUCAUGAAAAGCCACUGCUGCUACGAUUUUCAAGGAAUGUUACCAUACGUCCCGUGACGCCACUCGAUCGUGGCAGCAUAAGCACAUUUGUUGAGUUGGGAGAAAUAACGAGACUUACUAAUGCGUGAAUUACUACUUUGCUAAAAGGGAUGUUUUUUUUUAUUUCAGGGAUGCAAGUAAUGAACGAGAUGGAAUCAAUGAGAAUUACGCAGAAAAAGAUUUCAUUGACGGGUACUUGAGGAAGAUUUAGGAAAACAAGGGAACGAAUUCUCAUUACAUAGGUAAUUAAAAGCAAUGGACAGUUA